AUGGAAGCUAUUGAUAAUCUACUUGAGCAGUUGCAGAAAAAUGGACUUUCUAGGCCAGAAGUUGCUGAAAAUUUUUCAAAAUGCUAUCUAUAUGUUACGUGUGAACCAUGCAUAAUGUGUGCAGCGGCGUUAUCAACUAUUGGUAUAAAGGAAGUGUAUUAUGGCUGUGCAAAUGAUAAAUUUGGGGGUUGUGGAUCAGUACUAUCAUUGCACUCUAGUAGUUCUGAGCUGUCUGUUAGGUUUGAUUUUAACUUCUUUCCAAAUUUUCACUCUUGA
Ilex paraguariensis (yerba mate) is the source of this 276-nucleotide messenger RNA. NCBI's taxonomy places the organism in Eukaryota, Viridiplantae, Streptophyta, Magnoliopsida, Aquifoliales, Aquifoliaceae. The record is from the annotation of a GenBank genome assembly.